CUAUAUUCAUUUUAGAUAUGUAAUUGUACUUUAAUAUAAAGGCGAAUCAUUUGCCCGCCUUGAGUGUGAGGGAGACGUGUCUCACAGGAAGCGCCACCGUUGCAUCUAGGAAACUGGCCGCCAUUGUGGUUCUACCAGAGGCGUGUGUAACUUGACUACAAUUGUUGAUUCGAGCCAACAUGGCGUCGAAACGAUAGAGUUUCUUGACAGUUUUCAUGCUGCUACGAGCGUCUGGUCGAGCCGAAUCACAGGUUUCAAAACUUGGAUAAGCUAGUCGAGAGAUUCAGGAUGGUGCGAGUGGUGUUCCUCCAUCCGGACCUUGGCAUUGGUGGAGCUGAGCGACUGGUGGUCGAUGCUGCCGUCGCUCUCAAGUCUCAAGGAUGUAGCGUUCAGAUCUGGACAGCCCAUUAUGACCCCACGCACUGCUUCUCUGAGACCCUGGACCCUGACCUACCUGUGGUGUGCGUGGGUGACUGGCUACCCACCAGCGUCUUUGGCUACCUGCAUGCUCUGUGUGCCUACCUGAGGAUGAUCUAUGUGGCCCUCUACCUGGUCUUCCUCAGCGGGGUGGAGUACGAUGUCAUCUUCUGUGAUCAAGUGUCAGUGUGCAUUCCAGUUCUGCGACUGUCCCGUCAGAAGAAGAAGGUUUUGUUUUACUGUCACUUCCCAGACCAGCUGCUGACCCAGAGGAAGACGACCUUGAAGAAGCUUUACCGAGCUCCCAUUGAUUGGCUCGAGGAACGCACCACUGGCAUGGCUGAUAUGAUUCUGGUAAACAGCCAGUUCACUGCGGGCAUCUUCAGGGAGACCUUUCUUGGUCUAAGAGGAGUCCAGACAGAUGUCCUAUAUCCCUCACUCAACACGAGCACCUUUGACCAGCCGUCCACUGAGGCACAAGGCCUGGAGGGGCUGCUCCCUGAGGGAACCUCCUGCCUGUUUCUCUCUCUGAACCGAUACGAGAGGAAGAAGAACCUUGGGCUGGCUCUGGAGGCUCUUGCAGUCCUGAGGACCAGCCUUCCUCCAAACCAGAGAACAGGCAUUCACCUGGUGGUGGCGGGGGGCUACGAUGACCGAGUUACCGAGAAUGUUCAACAUUACAUUGAACUGAAAGAGCUGGCAGCGCAGCUCCGUGUGGACGACUGUGUCACCUUCCUGCGCUCCCCGUCUGAUUCACUGAAGGUGGCGCUGCUGCGGGGCAGCGCAGCCGUGCUUUACACCCCAAGCAGAGAGCAUUUUGGGAUAGUUCCCGUAGAGGCCAUGUAUUGCUGCUGCCCUGUUAUCGCAGUGAAUUCUGGGGGCCCCCUGGAGAGCGUGGCAGAUGGGGAGACGGGCUUCCUGUGCGAGCCCAUGGCGGAGGCCUUCUCUAAGGCCAUGGAGAGGCUGGUAAGGGAGCCACAGCUCCGCAGGGACAUGGGACAAGCUGGGAGGAGGAGGGUACGAGAUAAAUUCUCUCUUCAGGCCUUCUCAGACCAGCUGUAUGGGUACAUCGUCAGGCUCAGCCAAUGAUGAGAAAGCUGGAGGAGAGGCAGAAGACAGGGUAACAGCAGGAAAAUGAUCCUGAACUUGGAAUUGCCUCUGUAUGUCUAGGGUGUGCAGAGAGUUGGAAUGAAUGUUUCCUUACAGAGAGUGUAUGUGUACAUGUGCAGGGAUGUGGGUGGGGAGGGGGGUAUUAUGAGGACUUAGAGGACAAUCAAUCAGCAUUCCCCAGGAGGGGUUGCUGAGAGGAAAAAAAGGACGGAAUCUCUAUACCAAUUAAGAAAAGAGUAACGAGUUUACCUCGCCUAUCUCUGGAAAAAUACCACCCCUGCAAGUGUGUGUGUGUGUGUGUAAUGUUGUAUGUGUAGCCAUCAAGGGUCUAGCAAACGAGCGUACCAACAGGAUUGAUUGUUGAAAUGUGAAAUGUUUUGCACUGUGUAUGUUUUUUUUUUCUUUUCUACAGUACUCUUUGUCUUUGUGUGUUUGCGGGAUAAAGAAGAAGAAGAAGAAUGUAGUUACUGCCACGCGCCAUCAGGCAGUGAACAGUCCCAGAUCGAUAAACGGGAUGCUUUCCGCUACUUCCUGUCCAUCCAGAGCUUUGUUCCCCUCCUCGCAUUCUGAAGAUGCUGCUGGCUUGUCCAUGACUCUAGCUGCUGCGCAGAGGUUAUUAGCAGAUGAUAGAGAGUGUUUGGCUUUAUUAGAUGUCUGGCUGAUGGCCAGUGUGUCUUUGUCUGGGUCAUUAUCAAUGGGGAGAAUAGCAGAAGGUCAUUGUGUCUGCUCGCUGCCCUCCUCAGCCCUCCUACUAUAUAGAAAUGCUCUUAUUGACAUUCUUGAAGUCUUAAUAAACAAGAGGACACAUAGUUUCCUGACUCUUA
Messenger RNA from Acanthopagrus latus (yellowfin seabream), 2351 nucleotides. RefSeq names its product ALG2 alpha-1,3/1,6-mannosyltransferase (gene alg2). Bases 289 to 1506 code for a protein of 405 amino acids. Gene Ontology annotation, molecular function: alpha-1,3-mannosyltransferase activity; GDP-Man:Man(1)GlcNAc(2)-PP-Dol alpha-1,3-mannosyltransferase activity. The transcript is spliced from 5 exons. Lineage: Eukaryota; Metazoa; Chordata; Actinopteri; Spariformes; Sparidae. The record is from RefSeq and is a predicted model, not a curated record.